AUGGUCAUUCGAUUAUCCAUCAGUUUCUUAGCUGUUAGUUUAACGGCCUUGAGUGUAUUUGACGCAGAGAAGCAUUCCAUUUUUCUCACCUAUCUUGCUCCAUUUUUCUCACAAUUGGCCCUCUCCUCCCGGAGCGUCACUUUUGCUCUCUCGCCUUUUCUCUACAACACCUUCAUUCAAGCUCAUGGGAUGCUAUGGAUUUAUGAUCACAAUGGGUUUAUGGUGUAUACUGAGAUGUUGAGGAGCGGUGUUAUGCCGGAUGAUCAUACUUUCCCUUUUGUGCUUAAGCUUUGCUUGGACUUUUUCGAGGUCCGGAAAGGACUGGAGGCUCUUGGAACGUUACUAAAGGUGGGAUUCGAUUCAGAUGUGUACAUGAAUAAUACUUUGUUGACGUUCUAUGCAAACUAUGGUGAUUUGUUGGCUACAAAAAAAGUGGUUGGUGAAAUGGCUAAUUAA
This is a messenger RNA of Ipomoea nil (Japanese morning glory), 456 nucleotides long. Its product is annotated as putative pentatricopeptide repeat-containing protein At5g37570. The transcript has 2 exons. Gene Ontology annotation, biological process: RNA modification. The record is from RefSeq and is a predicted model, not a curated record. The coding region runs from base 1 to 456 and encodes 151 amino acids. Gene Ontology annotation, molecular function: RNA binding; protein binding. NCBI's taxonomy places the organism in Eukaryota, Viridiplantae, Streptophyta, Magnoliopsida, Solanales, Convolvulaceae.